Alternaria novae-zelandiae is the source of this 2382-nucleotide messenger RNA. RefSeq lists its product as uncharacterized. The coding region runs from base 1 to 2382 and encodes 793 amino acids. The record is from RefSeq and is a predicted model, not a curated record. The transcript has 4 exons. NCBI's taxonomy places the organism in Eukaryota, Fungi, Ascomycota, Dothideomycetes, Pleosporales, Pleosporaceae.
AUGAAGGCUUCCCUCGGUCUGUUGGCCGGCCUGACGGCAUGCGUUCUCGCGGAAAAUUGCGAUCCCAUCGCAUACGAGCAGUCCAAUCCAUACGGCUUAGCAGAGACAAAGGACCCCAAAGUCGUGGAGAAGCUGGACGAAUACCUAUCGGACACUAGAUGCCACAUGAGAUCCGACGGGAUCGAGGAUGAUGUGAAGGAGCAGUGCAAGAACGUAUGCAUCCCAGGUGACAGCACAGCAGAGGGCCAGAUUGUUGUGUCUUCUCAAAGUUGUAUCUUUGGUGACAACCCCUGGUACCCGUUAGGUGGAUUGCAUCCCCUCCUGUGCGGUGAAGACAAAACGUACAAUGGUUUGAUGAUUAAGUCAGGCCACUGCGCUUGUGAUCUCCCAAUUCUGGAAUUCGCGGGUGAAUUCUUCAUCGAAGGACUCGCCGAAGCUGGCAAAAUCCUUGAAAAGGUUCUUUGUCCCGCGUUGAAAGCCCUCGACGUAGUAAUGGCCAUUGGGAUGGCAGCACUUCCCCCACCAGGACGAGCCAUCACAGGUGGAAUGGUGGCCGCUAUCCGAUCAGCGAAGGCGUACAAGUACGCCCAUGAAGCGCAAGACGCUGCGCAAGAGUGGGCCGACUUCUUCCUCAGUGGUGCGGACUUUGCGGGACAAGCAGGUUGCGACUCGCCGGUACCAAGCAGGGACGAAUUGAUCAAGAAGGCCUUUACUCCUCUGGUCGAUGCCCCGGACGAGCUUGUCCCGGGUGGGAUGAACUACGAUGACCUACCAUGUCCUGCGAAAGGCUGCAAAGGGUGCAAAGGUCCACGCUGCACGAGAAACGGCGGGAACGGAGACGGAGAUACGACCAAGGCUAGUGCCAAACCAGCUCCGACCACCGCAAGCGACCAUCUUAGCAGCAAAAUCUCACCGGCGGAAACGACUGUCUCUCCCAAGACUUCUUCAACUUCCGCGUCGUCUUCUCCAACCGCGUCUUCGGCUCCGUCGCCAGUGUCUUCGACUACUCCGCCAGUCACAUCGACAACGCUUGUUUCGUCCACUUUGUCGUCCUCCUCUUCAAGAGCAACUUCCUCCCUGUCCUGCAAAGAUUUGGCAGCGCUAGACAAAGAUGAAGUCGUAGAUGAAGCUGGUAUAUUACCACGAAGCUAUCCGAUCGACCUGAGAUAUCGUGGGCUCGAGAAGCGCGAUCGUAAGCGCGGUACCGCUUGUGACUACAGCCUACAGAGUUACCUGUACCCAAGCAGGGGGAGUUGGGGAGAUCAACUACCCAAAAGAUAUGGAUUCAACGAACGGGAUUCUUGCAACGACUACAGUAUGGACAAGCCAGACGACAGUGCAAAUGUCCUUUAUGAGACUGAGCACGUCCUGGAAUGGCAAACGGUUGUCGAGUUCUUCAAUACCGUGGGCAAAGAAAUCGAAACCAAAUACCAUCAUCCUAAUCCCACGACAAACGAGAUGGUCGGUUUCUGCAAGUACUGGAGUGAGCACUGGACUUACAAACUCAAUCUUAUUGACGGUCCAUCUGCCGAUCCAGCUGUGUCCCCCGAUGCAGACGCUGCCCCUGACCCAACCGAUAUCACCGGCCUAAGUACCGGACAACUUGUUCCUGUUCAUUGGCUAGCGAUUGUGUAUCCAUACCGAGAAGGUGGCGAGGAGAAAUGGUUAGAGGAAAUGCCACUGCUGGAAAAGCGUAUCAAUGGCAAUUAUAAGGCUCGGUUAUUCAUACAGGAUAAGACCAACAGCGGCGAGUACGAGGAUAUUGUUGCCAAAGACAGAAUGCAAGCGCUCAUCGAGGGGCGUACCACAGAAAGAAAUUACCGCUCACUGAGUCCAAGAGACCAAUCUCGCCUGGCUAUCCAGAGGUUGCGACCGAUGACUGGCACUUUCAAAUAUAUGCAAGAAGACACGAUCGCGAAGACAUUCGCAAAUCAGAAAAAUAGGAUCGGAGCGAUGAUAGGUCACAUUGACCGAGAGCUACACAGAACGCCGCGACAAUAUGUUCCAACGCGGUUUAACAAUUUGAAGGAGCCUGUUGACGCGCUUCCGUGGCAGGAGCAAGGGUUGGAAGAUAAAUGGGAUGCGUACAUGGACAAUGUUGUUGCGGUGGCAAAGAAGAGAGCUGCGGAUUUCAUGGAACUUCAUCUCGACAGUCUCAAAGCUGAAUGGGAGUCUUCCAAGAAAACCGAGGUGUCCAAGGACUUCGUUGGCAAUGCUCAGGCGAAAGAGAACAGGAAAAAAGAGCUGGAACAGGAACAGAAGGACAUGCUGGCUCUCAUUAAGAAGGCUGGAAAUGAAUGGGACAAGGUCAAAGACUGGAAGAAGCCGACAAACUGGAAAGCAAAGGAUGAACAGGACCCAGGAGAGGAAGAGGCUGACUAG